This is a messenger RNA of Stegostoma tigrinum, 9517 nucleotides long. RefSeq names its product decapping mRNA 2 (gene dcp2). Gene Ontology annotation, cellular component: cytoplasm; P-body. The record is from RefSeq and is a predicted model, not a curated record. Lineage: Eukaryota; Metazoa; Chordata; Chondrichthyes; Orectolobiformes; Stegostomatidae. The transcript is spliced from 11 exons. Gene Ontology annotation, molecular function: manganese ion binding; 5'-(N(7)-methylguanosine 5'-triphospho)-[mRNA] hydrolase activity; RNA binding. The coding region runs from base 87 to 1370 and encodes 427 amino acids. Gene Ontology annotation, biological process: nuclear-transcribed mRNA catabolic process, nonsense-mediated decay; deadenylation-dependent decapping of nuclear-transcribed mRNA.
AUGGAGCGGAUGGCGGUGUUCGGAUUCCCGGAAGAGGUGACGGGCUUGAGCUGCAGCAGCCGCGGUGGUGGCGGCAUGUGUGCGCUAUGGAGGGCAAGAGAGUGGAGAUUCCAACCGGGGUGCUGGACGACCUGUGCAGCCGAUUCAUUUUGCACAUUCCAAGUGAAGAAAGAGACAAUGCUAUCAGAGUGUGCUUUCAGAUUGAGCUGGCCCAUUGGUUUUACUUGGACUUCUACUUGCAGAACACACCAGGAUUGCCUCAGUGUGGGAUAAGAGAUUUUGCCAAAUCAGUCUUCAAUCAUUGUUCAUUUUUACUUCGGAAAGGAGAUGACGUGGAAAAGAUUUUAGAUGAAUGGAAGGAAUACAAGAUGGGAGUCCCAACAUAUGGUGCAAUUAUAUUAGAUGAAACACUGGAAAAUGUACUUCUUGUUCAGGGUUAUUUGGCAAAGUCUGGUUGGGGAUUUCCAAAGGGUAAAGUGAAUAAAGAGGAGGCCCCACAUGACUGUGCUGUGAGGGAGGUUCUUGAAGAAACUGGGUUUGACAUAAGAGAUCGUAUUUGUAAAGAUGACUUCAUUGAACAGAGAAUCAAUGAUCAGUUAGCUCGACUGUAUAUCAUCCCAGGUGUUCCAAAGGAUACUAAAUUUAACCCUAAAACAAGAAGAGAAAUACGGAAUAUUGAAUGGUUUUCCAUUGAGAAAUUGCCAUCUCACAGGAAUGACAUGACACCCAAGUCAAAAUUGGGUUUAGCACCAAAUAAGUUUUUCAUGGCAAUUCCAUUUAUAAGACCACUAAGAGACUGGAUAUCCAAAAACUAUGCGGACUCUUCAGACAGUGAUGGCCUUGUAUCCAAUAGUGCAACUCCAUCAAAAACUUCAUUGGAAAAAAUAAAUGCAAGAUCACGAACACGGCAGAAUCCACAGUUACUGGAGGGGCUCGUAGGAGAACCGUGGGGAUGCUCCAAUAAACAACGGCCACAGCAGAAGCCUUUCAGUCAAAAUAAUCAGUGUGACACUUCUGAGGCCAUAAAGAGCAAGUCACAUAAUGUCAGAGGUAAUGGCAGAAAGCAAUAUCAAGAUAGUCCAAACCAGAAGAAGAAGCCUAAUGGAGUGAAUAAUCAGCAAGUCAAACAAUUUCAGAUAUUGAAACCUGAUAAAAAGCUUCAGCCAAGACGAUUACAGGACAAUUUUGAAAUGGAUGCAGUCUGUGAACUCUGCAGUUCUAAUCAGCUCCUAGAAUACACUGGGACGUGCAUGUUGGGUUCUGACCCUUCUGAUUCCUGCAGCGGACGCUCCAAUUUUACUUUCUCAUCCAGAGCCUUUCUCAGCUUCAAAUUUGAUCGUGAUGCAAUUAUGAAAUGCUUUGAUCUAUGAUGGCAUUGUUGAACCCUGAUGUGAAAGGAUCACGAGAUUACAGAGAACAAGUGCAAGAUCAAGGAAAAACUCACCUUUUGACCCUUGUGUUGCAAACUCUAAGGAUUUUAAAAAGUACAGUGUGAAGUUUUAAAAGUGGGCAGGAAUAAAUUAGAUGAGGUCAUGUUUAAUGCAGUUUAGCCUUUGUACUUGAGCAACCUUUUCGGUUUUUGAAAUUGGCUGUUGGUUUUCUUUUUAGUAGAUUAGUGCAAUACUGGGAAGGAAACAUUUCUAACACUUUUUGCAAAUAAUCUUCCCCUUUCUGGAUUCCAUCCCCAUUAGUUAGCCUUGGAUAUGACACUUUAAGCAAAUGUAGGUGAUCAGACGUUUUUGAGUAGAUGUUUGGAAAGAUAGAAUGGAUUGUUGCAGUAUUAGGCUUUUUUAUGCAGUUUAAUCAAUUACACUUAGUGAUAUCCAUGCUGUCAUUAUUCAUGUAAUUAUACUGUAGAUACUUGUUCCUCUCUAUUGUUCUACUGGAUGGUUAAUAUGGUCUUUGGUGUUGCUAUAGUUACAGAAUAAUUUGUUUCUGGUAUUUGUUCCAGACCGAGUCAUAUAUUACUUUUUUCUUUGCUUCACUUUAUAUGUUUUAAAGUUUCAAGGAAAAUCAUUUUGUACCUGGAUCAGAUCUACGUUAAUAGAGAAAAUGGGAGGCUAUUGAGUCUCUGUGAGAAUACUACCUUCAUCCUUUCACUUACAGUCCAUUAAUGAUAGAUUGCAUAGAAUUUCUUGACCUCUUAGUUCGAACAUAUUACUUAAAAAUAUUGAGUGACUACCAACAAAAAAUUGAAUUCCUUGACUGCUUAAUGCUUUAUUAAAAAGGAGCAUGUGGCUAGAUGAUGCAUUAUAUGUGAGAGCUCACAGAUCUUGACCCUGAACUCUCGAGAUCUGAAGGAAUGAUCAUUUGUUGUUGUAAAUUCAAACUUUAAUCUCCAUCACAGAAAUUUACCCAAAUUAGUUUUGGAAAUAGGCUUGGCAGGAUGAAGGCUGUUACUCAGAGUAAUUUCAAGUUCUUUUCCAGAUAACGUGCCUAUUUAGUAGACAUGCGACCUCAACUGCAAUACUAUAAAAGAAACCUCAAGUCAUGACCUAUUUACUUGUCAGUUGUAUACCCCAAAAUCUGUCUGUCAAAUUGAUUGAUUAUAAAUUUCAUUUCAUGUUUUGAUAAAUUUUAGAAUAUUCCCUUUUUUCAGUUUUUUGUGCUUAUCCUGCUCAACUUCUCUAUGGAACACUACAAUGCAUGUACGUAGUGCAGAAGCAGCAUCAAACUAAAUUAUGAUGGUAAACUGUUUAAUGCAAGUAACAAUCCUUUGUUAAGCUUUAUAACCUUAUUUAAAAAAAAAAUAAGGUUUUAAAUCUGUGACAAUAUUGUUAUAAAAAUGAUACAUUUAUUUGUCCUGUUUUAACUCAUCCCACUGGAACAGUUUGAAUGAAGUGGAUGAUAAAAUUUUGUAUGAAAUUGUUUUGAGCUGUCAUGGAAAAUAAAACCAAUUUGCAUCAGAAUGGAAUUCUUGGGUGGGGGUCAUUUCAAAACUGAAUACAGGUCCUACAUUCUGAUGGUAAAUUUUCAGCUUUGGGUGCGAUUUGUUAAUUAAUUAUGCCAAAGAUUGUACUGUUUCUGCGACUUGGUUACAGACCAAUGGGUUUAUUUGAAAGCACAUGCUUUCAAAGCUCAGCUCCUUUCUUGGGCACGACUGAGCCUGAGGAAGAUGCUGAGUUUCAAAAGCUUGUGUCUUCAAAUAAAUCUAUUGGACUAUAACCUAGUAUUGUGUGAUUUUUCACCUCUUCUACCCCAGUUCAACAGCGUCUCCACAUCAUGGCUAUUUUGCUCAAACUCACUCCCAUUUUGACAAAUAUGAAAUCUCCCUUGAAGUAGUUGAAUUGGACAACAUUUUGGGAUGUAUCUGUUUUUAAAAUUUCUAUAGGUAACCUAGAAUGGUAAAUGGAGCAGUUUGAAUAUAUGGCUUGAAAUUACUCAAAAAUAAUUCAAUCUGUGCACCAGGUAUGAAUAAUUGAUCUCAAAUAUAUACAGAAAUUAUUUAUAAUGGAGUACCGCAGUCAUUCAUAGUAUGUGAAAAGGAAUUUUUCCAAACCUUUUGCAAGAUGUUUAUUAGUGUCCUUUCAUCCAGAAGAACAAGCUUAAAUUUUGUGUUCAUGUCGCAACUCAUUAUUCCCAGAGCUGUCACAAAUAUGAAAAGAUUUAAUCAAUCUAUCCAGAGUCCCCACUUUAUCUGACUGAUUAUUUGAGUUUAAAAGAAAACACUGCCCAGAUUUCUGUACUUAACAAGAAACUAACACUUUAUGAUGAAUAUAUUGUCUUUAACCAAUGGCAGUUAGGAAAUAUGAAUUGCUAACUUAAAACUGUAAACCUAAAGUCUAUCCUUUCUUAAAUACCCUUUUCACAAACAGACAGACAAAGACAUAAUAUGAUAUUAAGAAUGGAUUAAAAACAGGGAAAUGCAGUUUGAUAACAUUAGUCUGGACCACAUUAUUUAACAAGUUGCUUUCUUUCUUUUCCUUUCAAUUCCUUUCUAGUUCUUUGCUGUUGACAUAAGGUUGUUUGCCACAGUAUGCUGCUUUACAUUAACUGGUUAAGAAUUCAUCCUUUCCCCCUCCCCCUCUCUUUUUUUAAAAAGAUGUUUGAUUCCUCUUUCAAUAGCAGAUUUGUGGCAAAAAGUGAGCAGAAGAUAGCUAGCUGUUACUCUACAUGAGAGAGACAUACAGAUCAGUGUUUUCUCUUUGCAGGCUAAUUAGCUGUUUGCUGCACCAACUCCACACGAGCAAAUCAACUGUUGUUGUUGAACAGUUUUCCUUUAAUUCAGACCCAUUGGCUCUGUGCUGUGUGCUUUUUUACUUUCCCCUGGACCAAUGCGAGCAGCACUGUAUGUAACCCAGUGUGCUCCAGUAAACGUGAUUUUUGAAACUUCCCUAUUUCUUUACACAAUUUCAUUGCUUUAAAGGAGUAACUCCUUUUAUUGUAGGACUGUAGACAAAAAAAAAAGUGAUGUAGUCUUUACAUUUCCUUGAUGGGAUUCUAAUAAGUGCAAAUAGUAGAAGCAUCCAAUGUGAUUGAUUUGAAUAUGAACAUAUGAUCAGUUUAGCAAUUACAAUGUUAUUUUUAAAGUAGCAGAAAGAAUGGAACUCAAUUUGAGUUUAAUAUUGUGCAAUUUUUUCGUACUGGCUUCACUGAUUUUUUUUUUUGAGUGAGCUGUCCUGAAAAAUACUCUGCCUCCGUCUUUAUUUUAAAAUUGUGAUGCUGGGUAUAUCUAAAGCGUCAGGGGCAAACACCACUAAGUUUGUUUUUAAUCUGGGUAGGUGAAGCAGCUGUGCUAGUAAUUAGUUUUUAAUUUUAGAAGCUUAAGGGCAAUUUACCUGAAAUGUUGUCCAGAGAUAGAACAAAAGCACUGAAGUAUAAAAGUAAAAUUCUAACUGUUCAAUACUGUUUUAUUAAAGCAUCAACUAUUCAAAAUAUAAAGUAAAUCUGCUUUAAGAUUUAAAAAAAAAACUUGAUCCCACAGCCUUGUCCAGUUUUCUCCAAAUUACUUCACUUUGGAUAAUGUCCAAACAAAUUUUUAUAAUACAGAUCUUCUCAGCACAAAUUAUUGUAUAUGAUAUAACAAAAUUUGUAUUAGACAUGUCAAAAUUAUUGUGUAGUAACAUUUUAUAAUAUUUUAGCUAGCUUCUAGUGUUUGUCAUUCACAUUGAUAUAUUUAUUGGCUCAAUAUCGCUUCAACACAGCCUUCAAGUGUUAGUUGGUGAAAUUAAACUUAGCAUAUUUGUAAUUGGAAAUCUCUUUAGCAUUGUUAGAAAAGUAAGCCCCAAUUAAGUGUGUAAUAAGAAUAUCAAUUCAAUUCAUUCAAUCAGUUAAACUGGAAAAUUUCAAAAAUCUAUCUUCAGAAGUCUUAUAUGGAAGCAACAUUUGUACCAUUUUAAGGCCAACAGCACAGUUGCUUAUAAUGACAACUGAAGUGCAGCCUUGUUGAAAUGCAAAGAAAAUCUCCCUUGUUGCCCUGGACGACCGCGCCCCCCCCCCCCCCUCCCUCCCCCAUAUUAUACCAGGCAAGUCUGAUCUCAGGAUUGGAUCUUUGCUACUUUUUUUGUGUGUACUCAAAAAUUUCAAGCUUUUGCCAUCCUAUAGCCUCUGUGAGCUCCUGACAUUAACCUCUCCAUCAUCUAGAUUGCUUAUUUCAGUAUGAUAGUGCCCGUCUAUGACCUGCUUCAACUGGCCUGAUGCAUGCACUAUUGUUACUCCUGCUUUUAUUAUCUAUACAGCCCACUAUUCCAAUGUUUACCUCUGUUUCCAACCUUAUAUGUUCAUUAAAUUUGAUUUCGUCCAUGUCUCAAUUUGCACGAAUACCAUUCACCAAUUGGCUCUCUGCUUGCUGUCCUGCAUUGGCUUAAAUUGCAUGUUUCAAAUGUAAAAUUAACAUUUUUGUUUUUGACCCUUUCUUACCUCUAACCUACUUGUCUUCCAGUUCUGGUUCUUUGUGCAUCUCUGAUUUUCACACAGUUGCUGACUAUGCCUCAAGUUCCUUGAGCCCCAGGCUCUGGAAUCUAGUCCCAAAACUCUCCAUACCUCUUUGUUCCUUGUGUGACUCAUUUUAAAAUGUUGUUUGAUUUAAGCUCCUGUGAAGCACCUUGCAAUGUUUUCACUGUGAUAGCAGUACUAUUUAAUUAUCCAGAAAUAGAGGAUGGGCGAGAGCUAUUUUCCCUCACUAUAUUCUCUGACAAUACCCAAUCUUGGAUAUCAGAAUAUAUCUAUCAUGGAUGAUAGAUGAAAAGUAAAAUUGUUUUUCCACAGAACUAUACUUUGAUCUCUCUAUCUAAAAUUAAAUGUCCCUUCAUUUGAAAUCUGUGAAUAGGGUACAGGCUAUUUUCCUUUCUAAUAAAUUUUUUUUCUUCUGUGUGAACCUCUGAGUGACUUCUAAUUGAGUUGAUGCUGGGAACAGCAUCAGUAUCCCAAUCGGCACGUGCAGACCCAUACAGCACAAUUUAAAGGGAGUGUUCCUCUCGGUUUUGAAUUCAAUUAAAAUGUCUGGUGGUUCACGCAUUGGAGAGAAUUUUGAUCAUUGUUUAACAUGUGGUAAUAAUGAGAUCUUGGUAUUAAGUAUAGAAAAAAAGUGCAUUCCUUUUGUGUACUUUAAAUGUCUCUAUAUGAUAGACUUAGAAUAAUGUAACAUCUAUUCGUAUUGUGGUUGUAUAUUUUUAAAUAGACUUUAGAAAAUUUCAAAAUUGAAUCAAGACAGUUAAUAGAAAUUAAUUGAGUCUUCAUAACUUACGGAACAGUCUGAGUAGGUUAUAAUGGUACAACUCGUUUUAUAAAAUGGAACUUUAAAUGCAGACAUGUAAUGAAAUCUCAAUGAAACUUAGUCAUGAUUUCACUUUUUAAAAGUUGAAGUGAUAAUUACCAGAUAAUUGUGAACUUGAAGAUCCUGUGCAAAGGAACUCCAAGUUAGAAUAAUCUGUAGAUUGUAAUUUUUUGGUGUUUGCCUUGUUAUAUUUUAAUACCUUAUUUCCAUAAUAUUAUUUGAAUUUAAUUUGUAAAGCGCUCAGACUAAUCAUUUUUAGUGCAGAACUAUAUCUUUUAAAUUUUUAAAAAAACUAAUGUUUUAAUUUAAUAAUUUGACAUAUUUUCCCACUUACCUUAAACUGGUGAAAACCAAAUGAGUCAUGUAUAGUCUUCUUGUUUUAAGCAAUAAAUAUCUAAGCUGAGUUUUAUUUGUUGUGAUGCAACCUAGUAAGCGUCUGUUAUUUUUGUAAUUUGUAGAAGUCCAUUUUGAAGAACUGAACCAAUUACAAAUUAUUUUGCAUUGAGAUUUAUCAGUGGACCAUCUAAUGCUUUCUGCUUUCUAGAAGAACAAAUAAUUCUGUAUUUUGUUUUUCAAUUCUGUUUAUGGAAGAUUAGUAAUAUUGACUUCUAAGUUUAAAGGAUGACUGCAGUGGUUCAAGAACGCAGCUCACCACCAUCUUCUCAAAGGCAACUAGGGAUGGGCAAGAAAUUCUGGCCAGCCAGUGACACCCACAUUCCACAAAUGAGUAGAAAAAAAAAACUGUCCUUUACUGUAUUUUUAGAGUGCACUCAAUGCAAACAGCACUGGAUAAUUGGUUAUUGCAAAUUUGUAGUCAAGUUUGAGUAGCUUCAUUGGACUGUCUAAUUCUAGCAAAGAACUUAAAUUAGGAGAUAAACCUUCUGUCUUUUUGAUUUUGAUAUUUUAAUUCAAAGGUGCCUCAUGCUGCCCAAACAUAAGGAAUUCUUAGUCCAAAUGUCAGAGCGCACAAUGCUUUAUGGACUGGACAAAUGAUUUUUUUUAAUAGUCUUUCAUGUGUUGACAGCAUUGCUGGCAAGGUCAAUACUUAGUGCCCAUCCUGAGUUGACUUUGAGAAUGUGGUGGAGAGCAGCUGCUUUGAACCACCACAGUCCAUCUGGUGUAGGUAUUCCUCACGUUCUGAUCCAGCAACGGAGAAUGAAGGGCAAUAUAGUUCUAAGGUAAGAUGGUGCAUUGUUUGGAGGGGAGCUUGCAGGAAUGGUGUUUCUCUGUGCCUAUUCUCCUGUCCUACUUGAUACAUGUUGCAGGUUUAGAAGAUUCUGUCAAAGAAGCCUUGGUGAAUUACUGCAGUGUAUUUGAAUAUACAACACCCUCUACCACUGCAUCAGUGGUGGAAGCAGUGAUUAUUUAAGAUGAUGAAUGCAGUAGUGAUCAAGCAGACCACUUUGGCCUUAAUGGUGUUGAGCUUCUUGAACAUUGUUGGACUGAUACUCAUCUAGGUGUGUGGCGAGUAUUCAGUUGCACUUGUCAUGCUGUCUGGCCUGUAUUCACAGCUAUAAAUUUUUCCCCAGAUUGCGAAUAGAUAGCAGUGUUAAGAUGAUUGUAUGUCAAGAGGACAUGGUUAGAUUCUUCUGUUGCAAAACACAGCAGUAAUGUUUUUACUUUAGUACAAAGAUGAAAUAUUGCUCCUAGUAAUGUGCAAAAUGUAUAUUUCAACUCAGUACUAAAGCAAAAUGACAUUUACUUUCACUAAUUCGAGUGAAUUAAAAACAGUUUUCAUUUAAAAGAAUGAUUUUAGAAAAUGGUGUUGAUUUGUAGUGCACAACUCCAGUAUGUUGUUUGUAUGAUUUGGGUUAAGGAUAGUAUUAGUUGGAUACAGUUCAAGAUGGACUGCUGUUAAAUUGAAAUGAACUGACUGAGUUGCAAGCUGAACCCAGUAAAUAUAACUGCUUUUGUGGCAAUGUACGCAAGUAAAUACAAUGUGUCCCUUCUGUCAUUGAACCAAUGAAGCCAGUGCGAGAUGGAUAUAUUGAUACAAAAAAUGUUGCAAUUUGAAGUGAAGUAAAUGAGUCUGUUACAGCAUUAGUGCCUGAUCAAACACUUUUCACAGUUUUGGUUUUAUUUCAAAAGUGAUUUAUAUAAAUGAUCAUUAAAUUGAUUUCUAAUUUCUGUCCCGUUAGUCAUCUUUAGCUUUUUAGAGUGACUUUGUCUUUGAAACAAAGGACUCCUUGAAGCUGGCAAAGAGGACCAUGAUAGGAUUAGCACGUUGCAUACGAACCCUUUCAAAACUCAUCGCAUUAGCUAUAAAUAUAUUUAAAUCUGAAUGUUAUUGGGUUUGUUUGCUUUCAUGUUCUAUUUUCAUUGCUCACUUGUUCAUUUUAUGUAACACUGAUUAAUAUUUUAGCUUUGCUUUCCAUUUUAUGUACUAUGUAAAUAAUUGUGCUGUAAAUUGUGUUCAUUGGUUGGUAAUUUACUUUUAUACUAAAAUUGUUUGAAUUGGCGUAAGUUAGAAAUAAGAGCUACAGGUACUUCAAGCUGAAAUAUAAUGUUAUAUGAUUUUACAGUUUUAUGGUCACUGACGUAUCUUUUUGUUUUGGAAAGUCUUUUAAGGACUGCAGAAUUGUAAGCACCAAUUUUACCUGUUCAGGCUUUUGAGAGCAUAGUAACAAACUUAUACAUAGAGAAACUCAUCUAGAUUGUCCAAGCCCAUUUUCUUAAAACAACAAUUCAUUAGUGUUUUAUACAGUAACUGUGAAUGGAAUGAUAUUUUGGAAGUAUUUAAUUUCCAUUUUUUGGACAUUAAGGAAAACACUGUGCGUAUGAAAAAUAAAUGAGUCAAUUUGU